AUGAACUUCCCAUCACGGCUUAUCUGGGAGUCGGAGAUCAUCGAUUUUUUCCUGGGCUCAUCCCUGAAGGAUGAGGUGCUCAAGAUCAUGCCUGUGCAGAAACAGACCCGUGCUGGGCAGCGCACCCGCUUCAAGGCGUUUGUGGCUAUCGGGGACUACAACGGGCACGUGGGGCUGGGCGUGAAGUGCUCCAAGGAGGUGGCCACGGCCAUCCGGGGGGCCAUCAUCCUGGCCAAGCUGUCCAUUGUGCCCGUGCGCCGCGGCUACUGGGGCAACAAGAUCGGGAAGCCGCACACUGUGCCCUGCAAGGUCACCGGGCGCUGCGGCUCCGUCCUGGUGCGCCUGAUCCCGGCUCCGCGCGGCACCGGGAUCGUGUCCGCCCCCGUGCCCAAGAAGCUGCUGAUGAUGGCUGGGAUUGACGACUGCUACACCUCAGCACGGGGCUGCACUGCCACCCUUGGCAACUUCGCCAAAGCCACCUUCGAUGCCAUCUCCAAAACCUACAGUUACCUGACUCCCGACCUCUGGAAAGAGACUGUCUUCACCAAGUCUCCUUACCAGGAGUUCACUGAUCAUCUGGCCAAGACCCACACGAGAGUGUCCGUGCAGAGGACCCAGGCAGCUGCUGUGGCCACAACUUAAGUGGGUUUUGUACAAGAAUAAAGUGAUCAGUGAACAAGGAA
This is a messenger RNA of Manacus vitellinus (golden-collared manakin), 683 nucleotides long. It is a transcript of the gene RPS2, whose product is annotated as ribosomal protein S2. Gene Ontology annotation, molecular function: RNA binding; structural constituent of ribosome. The transcript is spliced from 6 exons. Gene Ontology annotation, cellular component: ribosome; cytosolic small ribosomal subunit. Gene Ontology annotation, biological process: translation. Lineage: Eukaryota; Metazoa; Chordata; Aves; Passeriformes; Pipridae. The coding region runs from base 1 to 642 and encodes 213 amino acids. The record is from RefSeq and is a predicted model, not a curated record.